UCUUAUCAGCGCGGGCGGCUCAUGUUUCACGGAGCGUGGAGACAAACAGAAGGAUGACCGUGUUAGAAAAAACAGCCGUGAACCAUGAAACUGAGUCUAGUAAAUGCAGUUCACGCUUCUGGAGGGUCUUUUCUCACCUGAUGCUGUUCGGCACCUUGGUGGCAUACGCAGUGCUUGGCGCGCUCAUCUUUAUGCAAGUUGAAGGAGGGAUCGAAUCCAGCACCGAGCAUGAGUACCGGAUGUUUCUGGCAGAGCUAGUCCAGAUUGUCCAGAACGAUACCAGUAACGGCUCCCGUACACACAGCAUAACAGUUAACAAUGUUGAGAAAAAAAUGAAGGAGUUCAAGACCGUAUGGUUCCAGAGCCCCAGCAGAUGGCAUUUUUUUGGUUCCAUGUUCUUCUGCUGCUCUGUCUUUACAACUGUUGGGUAUGGGGAAAUCUAUCCAGUUACCUUGCCUGGUAAAGUGCUAUGCAUCCUAUAUGCUAUGAUUGGCAUCCCUCUCAUGCUUCUGGUCAUUCUUGAUGUGGGGGACUUUCUCGCAUGGAUGUCGUCCAAGUCCUAUAAUCACAUGCACACUCUCUUCAAGUCACUUCGCCCCCACACCUGGUCACCAUGGAAGACUCGCAGAAGAGAACUUGGGCCAGACCAUCGGACUCUGGAAAAGGGCACCUUUGUUUUCAGCCAGGACGUAGUGAUUCGUCAACCUCUAGAUAUCCAGCAGGUGUUGCACACCCACUCAGAUAUUCGACACAAGUCUAUAUGUCUCCAAAAAAACAAAGAUAUCUUUGAAAAGAUCCUGGUGCAGGAGAAUUUACUGAGAAAGAAUCCACUGCUCAGGUCCCUCUCCUGCCCUGAACUAGACCUGCUACCACCACCUGUAAAUCCCCUAUGGGAUUUUACAGGAUUAGGGGGGGUAAUGGAGGAGUUUGAUGUUCCAUUUAUACUGAUACUUUUCAUUGUAUGUGCUUACAUUUGUGUUGGAGGUUUGAUUCUGCAAUUGUGGGAAAAGGAAAUUAAAAUAUUUGACCUUUACUACUUUUGCUUCAUCACAUUCACUACCAUUGGAUUUGGUGACAUCAUACCCAAACACCCCAAAUACUUCAUGUUUAUCUCACUUUUUAUCAUUAUUGGCAUGGCUAUUAUGUCCAUGGCUUUUAAGCUGAGCCAAACUAGAAUUGUUUGCUGUUAUCGGAAAUGCAUCCAGUUCUUUAGCUGGGGAAAUACAAACACUCCAAAAUAUGAAGAGAACAACUAAGUAAGGAUAUUCUGCAACAAUUGUUGGGAUUUUGGAAGUUUGUAUUACCUGGUUUUCACCAGUUAUUUAUUGUGCCUGUUUAUUCUAAGCAUAAGUAAAGUAAAAACAUGCAUGUUUCAAACACUACUCUGUGAAAGGAUGUCAUAUUUCAAAUUAUUUGUAUUUAUAGAUUUAAACACUGCUCAUCAGCUACACUAUAUUGCCAAAAGUAUUGGGUCCUACCACCAAAUCAAUAAAUUAUAGUGUUCCAAUCACUUACAUGGCUGCAAGUGUAGAAGGUUUGCUGUGGAGAAACUCGACUGACCCGAACAGAGUCCUGACCUGAACCUUCUUGAAGAACUUUGGGAUGAAUUAGAGCUGAAGCUUCAAUUCUGUUUUUCUAAUCUAACUAAGAACACACUCCUAAACCUUGUGGAAGAUGUUUAGAGAACAGUUAAAGUUGCUGUUGCUGGAAAAGGUGGCUCUAUCAACAAAUUGGACCUUAUGGUUAACAAUAGGAUGUCAUCAAAGUUCAUGUUCCUGUAAAACCAGACAGACAAAUACUUUUGGCAAUAUUGUGUAUAUCAUGUGAGAAAAAAAAAUGUUUUCUGACAGUUUCAUUUAAUGAGUAUUUUAUUUAAUUGAUUUACUGCAGAAUAUGCAAAUAAACCUAAAUUCUUUUCACUACAUGGAAUUGAUUGCAAUUUGUUUGCAAAUUGUUGUUUGCGUUUUGACAUUUGUAUUUGUUGUAUAAUUAAAGGU
This is a messenger RNA of Girardinichthys multiradiatus, 1997 nucleotides long. RefSeq names its product potassium channel, subfamily K, member 18 (gene kcnk18). NCBI's taxonomy places the organism in Eukaryota, Metazoa, Chordata, Actinopteri, Cyprinodontiformes, Goodeidae. Gene Ontology annotation, molecular function: potassium ion leak channel activity. The record is from RefSeq and is a predicted model, not a curated record. Gene Ontology annotation, cellular component: membrane. The transcript is spliced from 3 exons. Gene Ontology annotation, biological process: stabilization of membrane potential; potassium ion transmembrane transport. The coding region runs from base 54 to 1256 and encodes 400 amino acids.